CACACAUUAAUUUGUCUCUCCUCCUUCCUUCCUCAGAACGUUGACCCCAGAAGAUAUAUAGAGCAUCCAUGGCUUCAGAGCACUCCCAGGUCUUGUUUCUUCUCGUUUAAGUCUCGAUUGUCAUUAUGGGUAUUGGAUUUUUUAUGCUUAGCUCUUUAAAUUUUGCUCAGAAAUUGAUUGUAAAGUCAUCAUCUUGAGGAACCAAAAUUAGGGUUUCUCAAAAUUAUGGGAUUAUUCAAGUUUUAGAUCUGGGUUUUUAAAUUUUGGUUGUUAUGGUGUUGGUACAGGGAUUCUUUGGUUCAUUAUAAAGGAAGGGUGUUUUUUUUUUUUUUUUUUUUUUUUUUUUUUUUUUAAUAAUAAAGGAAUGGUUUUGUUUAUUUGUGGUAGAUUGAGGGUUUUGAGAGUUUGUGAUGUGUAAAUUUGCGGAGUAGUUUGGAUUCUGCGAUGUUGUUUUUGUGUUGAAGUUAGGGUUUUUAUAUCUGGGGCUCUUGAAUUUGUGAGGAAAGUGAUGUGGGUUUAUCUGGGUUAGUUCCGUUGUAAUCUAGGUUUGCUCAAUUGUUGGGAAAGGAAGAGUUUUGUUUUUGGUUUGAUCAUUUCGUGAUGGGUGAGGAAAUACCUGAUGUGAUGAACCUUGAUUUGAAUCUAGGUCCUGUUCCUGAAGCAGGAUCAGGAUCAAUUUCUACUGAAGCUGUGAAUUUGGAUGAAUGGUCGGAUAAUCGAAUUGAUAGAUUAAGGGAAGCUUUUCGGCGCAGGCGGUGGAGAAGGCAGCAGGUUCACAUUCCCCCUGUAGCUCGGAACAUCUCCUUGGAAUUGGAUCAAUCAUUGGGAAAUUUAGGCAAUAUAAGUACAUUGCAAGCUGGUGAAGGCAGUGUUGCUGCUGAGGAAAGAAUAAAUGAUGUUCCAAAAAUGUGUGAAAACAGCAAUGGAUUCUUGGAAGAUAAUGUUUCAGAGAAGAAGGAUGACAUUGAGAAGGGUAGCAGCAAUGAUGGAAGCUUUUUUGACUGUAAUGUGUGCUUGGAUCUGGCUAGGGAUCCUGUUGUAACAUGUUGCGGUCACCUGUUUUGUUGGUCGUGCCUUUACAGAUGGUUAAAUGUUCAUUCAUAUGCAAAGGAAUGCCCAGUCUGCAAAGGAGAGGUGACAAAUAAAACUGUAACCCCAAUAUUUGGUCGUGGGAAUGCUACUGGAGGGGUGGAAGAUGACUCAGGUCUUAAGAUCCCUCCUAGGCCAGAUGCAAGGCGGGUUGAGAGUUUGAGGCAAAUGCACAGAAGCUCUUUCAGUUUUCCAGUGGAGGAAAUGAUUCGUCUUAUGGGAAGUAGAUUUAUGGCCCGAGAUUUGACUCCACCAAGGGAUGGCAAUGUUGUUCAAGAAACAGCAGAAAGAACUAAUUCCUUUCUAAACAGGAUUAUGACAUCUCGUGGAAUUCGUAGUGAGCAAAAUUCAGAUGUGCCCCUAGUAGAGGUCAACUUCACACCGAGUAGCACUGCUGGACCUGAGGCGACCUAUACUUCUUCCUUGCUUCCAAGACAAGCACAGUUGCGCAGAGCUGCAAGGAUUCCCUCGUCUUCAGAAAGGUAUUUUGAGGCAUAUAUUAGAGCCCAAUCAAUGGGAAGAAAUCAGGAGCAGGCACCACCAGUUGAUGACAGAGAUUCGGUCUCAAGCAUUGCUGCUGUUAUAAACUCGGAGAGUCAAAUCGACACUGCUGUGGAGAUAGACUCUGGUAUCUCUCUUUCUACUUCAACUUCUAGAAGGAGAAAUGAACCUUCAAGAGUUUCAGAUGUGGAUAGUGGAGAUUCUCGUCCACCUAGAAGGAGGCGACUGAACUAGAAAGAGUCCUUCAAUUUCUUGUUCCCCUGAACUUUUAUAUCCUACCUACACCUCUUGAUAUGAGAACGAUUGUAGAACUUUUCAAAGAUAUUUCACUCACCUUUGCGGGUUUCGAGGUGCUAACAUAUUGCUUUAGGGCAAUGUAUUCAACAUUUAUGUCAAUAAUUUCUUAAGCUGCUCUUGUACAUCUGCAAUCUUCAUUUGUCUGAUUACCUUGUCUUUCUUCUCAUGAGGUGAAUCCUAUAGAUGCUCUUUUUAUUGCGUUGCAAUAUUUUUGCAUG
Messenger RNA from Rubroshorea leprosula, 2105 nucleotides. The record is from the annotation of a GenBank genome assembly. Lineage: Eukaryota; Viridiplantae; Streptophyta; Magnoliopsida; Malvales; Dipterocarpaceae.